CGAAGAUCACGCCGGAGCUGCUUAACAUCCUUGACGGCUACGCUUGUUCAAACACCGCCAUGGAUCUUCUACCCCGUCGAUCCAGAACCCCUUAUUUGAACGCAAGUGAUGGCGCCAAGUUCCUGUAGAAGUGCACUAUGUUUCUCAGUCGUGAGAACUAAGAUCAAGGGUCCUGGUACCGACUACACACCAAUGUUGGACUGAGUGAAAAUUAUGUACUGUAGCUUGUGCUAACCAGGGUGGGUGCCUGGCAAUGGUGAUCCUUAGUCACUGAGAUCGACACUUCCCGCUACAUACUGGAGUUAGCCCCGGUUUAGCUUCGACAAAUGUUUGUCCGCCUACCUACAUAUUCGGGUUUUGUGAUCUCAAAGGGUUUCCGUUCUCUGUCUUUUGUUAUCCCGAGGCAUCGGGACUUUUAGACGUAGCUGGCUCCUCAAAUAUUUUGUUUUCGCCGGAACAAUGUAUGCCCCCGAUUCGACAUGGACACGCGCAUUCCUAUCCGUCGCUGUCGUCCAAGCCCUGAUCGCGUCGUCACUUGAAGCCUACGUCCUAAUAGCCGUCGAGCGCUGCUUCGACCCCGCCGUAGUCCAAGUAGCCCGCGGCCACACAGUCCCCCUGUUCUUCGCCCUCUUUAUCUUUGGCUUUGUCUAUCAGCUCAUCUUGGUGUACGACGCGCUGCGCUCGAGCAGCAUGAUCCAGGUCGUCGGCCUGUGUUUGUACAACCUCUGUCUGCUCGUCUACGCCAUCUUUCAGCCCAAGGACAUCAAAGACGCGCUUGAUACGCUUGCGGGAAGCAUAACAUCGGAUGGCAAGCCGCUGAUAACGCCGGGGACGAAUGCUUGGGGGGAUUGUAUGCCGGCGUUAGCGGCGCUGGCGCUGGUGGUGGCGGUGGCGACGGGUGUCUUCUGUUUUGCAGCGUGGAAGCUACGGUCCGAGUUUGCUUGGGUGGUUUAUAAGGCUAUUAAUGCGGAUCUGGCUAUGAGAAAGCGUAUUUUAAUCUUACAGUCUUACACGGCCUUUCUCAAGUUCGAUCUGUUCUUCUUGCUGGGGUUCUUGCUCCAGAACAUGAUCAACGCUUCUGCCAACAUGGGCAAACCCGAAUUUGGAUUGUCUAUUGGCGCAAUUCCCCUCGUUCUCCUGGUGAUCUGGCUUGCGGUGGUCUGUGCCCAGAGUGAGUACACGGUCGGCACGCUUGUCAUUAUCCUUUGCCAGCUCGCGGCCGCGGGUUUUCUCUGCUACAAGCUUACGACCAUCGACCAUGAGCUUUACAUGUUUAGGACCUUCGCCGCUAUCACACUGAUCAUGACGCUUUGCGCCGCCGGAAUGGCGGUGCUCUGUCUAGUCAAUUUCGGUAAAGGAGUGAAGAAUGUUACUGAGUCUCAGCUGAGACAAAAAUCCACGCACAACUUACCAGAUACGGACUAUGCAUCGCUAUCAUACUUGUACGGUUAUGUACCGCGUAGGUCGCCGCUUGAUGCUUAGACAAGUAGAGCAACUCUAUAUAUUGUCGUGCCCUACUUAUUCUAAUUAAUAUAUAAUUAUGAGAACUUG
Molecule: messenger RNA, 1551 nt
Organism: Neurospora hispaniola
Lineage: Eukaryota; Fungi; Ascomycota; Sordariomycetes; Sordariales; Sordariaceae
Exons: 4
Coding region: 460-1482 (340 amino acids)
Cellular component (GO): Golgi apparatus
Source: RefSeq, a predicted model, not a curated record